GUUUUUUGCCUGCCCUGAUCAGGAGCUCCGCCAAGCUGACCUAAAAAAUUUCUCGAUUUUUAUAUUAAUCUAGUCCUAUUUCUUAAACUUUUUAUAGUAUUUAUAGUAGCUGAUAGUAUAUUAUAAUAUUCUCAUUCGAAACGCUUUUUAUAACACUAGUUUUAUUUUAUUUUGUUCUAGAACACCCGCUUCUAGCCGGUUAGCCCAUUAGCAUCGCUAGCCCGUUAGCACAGCUACCACAAGUUUGUUUACGCUUCUCACCGAUUAUUUCUGUUACACUACUGCUCUAAAACACCAUGUCGGUUGUGUGUCUGCCUUUGAGUGCAGGUGAGGAUACACCCGAGCUGCACUCGGUGGAUCUGGAGUUGGAGGCCGUGGAGAAACAGAUCCGCGACCUACAGGUGAAGCAGGCCCAGCUGCGACAGCGGAAAGCCGUGCUGGAAUCGUCCCGGACUGACGCUCACCUGUCCCAGGUAAAUCCGCGGCGGGAAACAAACACUCCCAAAACCUCAACUCCGCGUAUUUCUCUGUCCAGGCCUAGUGCACCAAGGUCGCGGCCCGCCCAGGUUUCGUUCACUCCGGCACCGGGGUACCACGGAGCCUGGAUGCAGCAGCAGCGGAAGACACGAGCCAGGACCCGGGCGAGGACCUCUCCCCCUCCGCCGCCACCCGUUUUCGAGAUCUCGACCAGGAACCGCUUCGCUCCACUUCGCGAGUCGGAAAGCGACGCGGUGAUCAUCGGAGACUCCAUCGUCCGGCACGUCCGUGCUACCACGGCUAAAGGUAAGGUGCGCACUCGCUGUUUUCCUGGUGCUCGUGUUCUCGAUGUCGCUGCACAGGUACCCGCGAUCCUGAAUGGGAAGAACAUCGGAGCUGUGGUCCUCCAUGCUGGCACGAACGACACCAGGCUGAGGCAGACGGAGAUCCUGAAGAAGGACUUCAGAAGCCUGAUUGAGAAGGUACGCAGCACAUCGCCCACGACGAGGAUCAUCGUGUCAGGACCGCUUCCCACGUUCCAGCGAGGAAUUGAGAGGUUCAGUAGGCUAUUUGCUUUUAAUGAAUGGUUACAGUCAUGGUGUCAAGACCAGAAAUUACCCUUUAUUGAUAACUGGAAUAUUUUCUGGGAGCGUCCUAGGCUCUACCACACUGACGGCCUGCACCCAAGCAGAGCUGGAGCAGCGGUCCUCUCGGACAACAUCUCUAGGACACUACGCACCAUCUGACUGGAGUAGAUCUGGGGGACUCGUGGAUGUUGAGUUUUAUCUCCACACAGUGACUGUGAGUGUACCUAACCACUUUCCUUCUCCUUCUGCCGAGCUACACUCCUGAGCUGCCGGUGAUCCAGACCUCCCCCCCUUCACUCUGGACCUGUCCACUGGCAAUGCUUCAUACUGCCACGAAAACGCUUCAGCUGUUUUCCAUGGACUACACCAACACACAUUGUGCUCACACACACGCACACUACAGUGUAAACCCAUAUGAGGAUGGGUUCUCUGUUGAGCCUGGUUCCUCUCAAGGUUUCUUCCUAUCACCAUCUCAGGGAGUUUUUCCUUGCCACCGUCGCCCUGCUUGCUCAUCAGAGACGGCACACACACACACUUCACUUUACUUUUGUUUGUGUAAAGCUGCUUUGAGACAAUGACCUUUGUAAAAAGCGCUAUACAAAUAAAAAUGAAUUGAAUUGAAUUGAA
This is a messenger RNA of Pangasianodon hypophthalmus (striped catfish), 1691 nucleotides long. RefSeq lists its product as uncharacterized. The transcript is spliced from 2 exons. The coding region runs from base 297 to 1223 and encodes 308 amino acids. Lineage: Eukaryota; Metazoa; Chordata; Actinopteri; Siluriformes; Pangasiidae. The record is from RefSeq and is a predicted model, not a curated record.